GUGCAUAAACGGAGUAUGAUUGAUAAGACAUGCUUCGAGAUGUAACUAGGGAACAUGUUGAAUUAGCGAAAGCGACAGGGGGCUCCAGUACCUGUACAGAGGCACAUUGGCCACGAUUGGGAUACUCACAGAUCUGUACUUUGCGCUGAGGAAGAAGCUUGGGGAAGUUGUGGGGACUCCAACAUACCAGUCUCCCAGUCAAGCCACGUAACGAUCACCGAAGCUACGCUGUUCCUGUCUCCAAUCCUAAAGUUACAACCGAGGCAAAGUCCCUGACAAGCAAGGUAGGGUACCGUGGGUACUUAAUAGGUUGUUCUUCUACGUCUGGAGCGAUAUCAACAACUCGCCUCACCAACCACUAGACAUACCCAAGCAAAACAUCCUGUCAUAUUUAUUUCCUCCCGAUAAACCGUUGUCCAACAAGCCGCUAUGGAUAGACGCGAGAGAUCCAUCCGUCAAUUUAUCACAGGCGCAAAUGCUUUCCUGGAUCAAGAGGUUCGCCCUGGGCCUUGAUAAGCUCGGCAUGGAAGAACAGCAAGCAGUCAUGGUUUUCACUCCCAACACGUUGUUUGUGCCAGCGGUAUACCUUGCAAGUGCAGGCUCUAAGCGCUAUUUCACUGGCGCCAAUCCCAUCUAUACAGUGGGCGAGGUUGCACACCAGAUGAAGGCCAUCGAGGCGGCCAUUGUGCUUAUCCAUCCCUCUUUGUUGGAUACUGGCAUCGCGGCUGCAAGGCAGGCCAACAUACCCAAAGACCGCCUGUUCAUCUUUUCUGACACAGAAGGUCCCACCAGAGGCGGUGUUCGAGAUUGGCACUCAAUGCUAGCCACAGCAUCCGAAGCUAAGUCGUGGCAAUGGGAUCCCCUACAUGGCGAAGCCUCGUUGAAGACCAUUGCCGCAAUCAAUUUCUCCAGUGGAACAACCGGUCUGCCGAAGGGUGUAUGCAUCACACAUCGCAAUUUGAUCGCAAACUCAGCUCAAUCAAUCUUCAAUAAGUACGAAGGCACUCAGUAUUCAGCCGAUAAUCCAGGUCCGGAACGUUGGCUGGCUUUCCUCCCAUUAUAUCACGCCUACUCUCAGCUAUGGACCAUCAACAUUGCUUGCAGACUCAAGGUCCCGGUAUAUGUGAUGGCAAAAUUCGUCUACGAAGAGUUCCUCAAGUGUAUACAACAGUACAAGAUCACUACACUCCAAUCAGUGCCACCAGUCAUUGUCAUGUUGAGCAAAAGGCCAGAAACUUCAAAGUAUGAUAUCAGCAGCCUACGGCAGAUCCUCUGUGGUGCUGCUCCUUUGAAGAGCGAGUUGCAGAACGAAGUCUGCAAGCGGUUCAAUGUGAAUAUUGUUCAAGCCUGGGGAAUGACUGAGACAACAUGCGCCGGUAUAAUGAUGCCGGGAACGAUCCAAGACAAGACCGGAAGUAUAGGAUACCUUCUGCCCAAUACUGAGGCUAUGUUGAUUGACGAUGACGGAAAGGAGGUGACGAAAGAUGGUGAGCCAGGCGAGGUAUGGCUUAGAGGGCCUCAAAUGCUGCUGGGUUAUUGGCGAAAUGAGCAAGCAACAAGAGAAAGUAAGACAGCCGACGGCUGGUUCAAGACUGGUGAUGUUGGGGUGUGCAAGGAAGGCAAAAAGUGGUGGAUUGUUGAUAGGAAGAAGGAGCUCAUCAAGGUUAACGGGCUCCAAGUUGCUCCUGCCGAGCUGGAGGCCGUCCUUUUGGAGCAUCCCGAUGUUGCAGACGCCGCCACGGUUGGUAUUACGAUUCACGACGAGGAGUUUCCGAGAGCGUAUGUUGUGGUUCAGGAGCACGCCAAGGGCAGAAUCACGGAAGACGACAUCAAGAAAUUUGUUGCAAGCAAAGUUGCCAGGCACAAGUGGCUGGAAGGUGGCGUCAAAUUCAUCGACGAAGUACCAAAGCUGGCGAGUGGCAAAAUUGUGAGGAAGUUGAUGAAGGAGUGGGCGAAACGUGAUGCAAAGGAGGUCGAAGGGCAGGUCAAAGCUCGAUUAUAAGAACAGAAUGACCAGCGAGACUCUGGGCUCUGCAACGCCGGUCACCAGGGAUGAAAUUAUUGAUUCAUCCCAUACAAGUCCUUCUCGACAUAGCGAUAUGAGGUGGUGCGAAAAGGUAUCUGCGGCUACAAAAGCGCAAGGCUGCCGGAAAGAUGGGACUGCGAAGUGAGAAACGCCAACAACAAGAGAUCGACUCAUUCAUUGUCAA
This is a messenger RNA of Exophiala xenobiotica, 2210 nucleotides long. RefSeq lists its product as uncharacterized. The transcript is spliced from 2 exons. Gene Ontology annotation, molecular function: CoA-ligase activity. Bases 476 to 2002 code for a protein of 508 amino acids. The record is from RefSeq and is a predicted model, not a curated record. Gene Ontology annotation, biological process: secondary metabolic process. NCBI's taxonomy places the organism in Eukaryota, Fungi, Ascomycota, Eurotiomycetes, Chaetothyriales, Herpotrichiellaceae.